Molecule: messenger RNA, 8092 nt
Organism: Gambusia affinis (western mosquitofish)
Lineage: Eukaryota; Metazoa; Chordata; Actinopteri; Cyprinodontiformes; Poeciliidae
Gene: smap2
Product: small ArfGAP2
Exons: 9
Coding region: 975-2384 (469 amino acids)
Biological process (GO): regulation of clathrin-dependent endocytosis
Molecular function (GO): GTPase activator activity
Source: RefSeq, a predicted model, not a curated record
UUCAGAACGCUACACAGUAUAUGGUUUUUAUAAUUUUGGAAAAGAUAUACUGAGACAUUUAUUUUGAAGGCAACGCGUCUGUAUUUCGUCAAUUUUUUCCCAAUAGUAUGUAGAGUUACCGCCCUCUAGUGACCAAGAGGACAACAGCUCUCCUCAGAUUCUAAUAUACAUACAGGUGCAUAAAUUAGAAUACAUUCAAAUAAUUCAUUAUUCUGACACGUAAUUAACUGAAAAUCAUAUUCAUUAUUAAGAGUUUAUUUCUGUCGAUGUAUGUCAUGACUAUGAUCUACACUUAUUUAAAAACGAAAAUUAAAUUUCUCAGAAAAAUAAAAUAUGACGAUGGAAACAUAAAAGUGUAUAUAUCAUAGUAUACACAAAUUUAGAAAAGUAUUCACAUCAUAUACCGGACAAAAAAAAUACCCCAACACAAAAAAGCCAUUCCUAAAUGUUACUUCAUCAAAAAAGUAAUAAUUAAAAUUGGUGGGUGUUGUUGUAAUGGGAAAAUACAACUUUUUAAUAGCAAAUUGACAGUCACAACAUGGCCACCGUGCCGUUGUCUCAACAGUAGUGCCUUGGUUUAACCACUAGAUGGCAGCAUAGGUGCGCGUUCCUUUAGGUCCAGGGAUAGGCACUCCAAGGAGUGAGCGGCGGUCUCUCUGAUAGGUUACAGAUGUGCUUCAAAGUGAGCUGCUCAUUUUCAGUCCUGGAAAUCACGUGUCUGUUUUCUUGUGUUCUGGGCUCCGGGGAGAGGCUCUCUCUCAUCCUAUGAUCGCAGUGAAGCAAACUCACUGCACUCCACUCAUUUAGGAGGAGGAGGAGGAGGUGGAGGAGGGGGAAGGAACUGAGCGCAUCGCCGAAUCUGACCGCCGCACCGCUUUUCAUUUUUCUCGAGCUCCCCCUGACAAGAGCCGGCGCGGACGGGAGAAACAUCGGGGGGUCUUGUGUGUGGAGGAGGGUGGACUCAGAGCGCAGCGAUGACGGGCAAAUCUGUGAAAGACGUUGACAGAUACCAGGCGGUGCUCAACUCUCUGCUGGCGCUGGAGGAGAACAAAUACUGCGCCGACUGCGACUCAAAAGGUCCAAGAUGGGCUUCCUGGAAUUUAGGCAUCUUUGUGUGCAUCCGCUGUGCUGGGAUUCAUCGAAAUCUUGGGGUCCACAUCUCAAAGGUCAAGUCUGUCAACUUGGAUCAGUGGACCCAGGAGCAGGUCCAGUGCGUUCAAGAGAUGGGAAACGCCAAGGCCAAGCGUCUCUAUGAGGCCUUUUUACCUGAAUGCUUCCAGAGGCCCGAGACAGACCAAGCUGCAGAGAUAUUCAUCAGGGACAAGUAUGAGAAAAAGAAGUAUAUGGAUAAGGUUAUUGACAUCCAGAUGCUCAGGAAAGAAAAAAGUUGUGACAACAUCCCUAAGGAACCUGUUGUGUUUGAGAAAAUGAAACUGAAAAAAGACGUGAGCCCGAAGACAGAUUCCCAGGCCGUUACAGAUCUACUUGGACUCGAUGCACCUACUCCCAGUCCUGCGGUGUCUAAUGGUGGAGGAUGUGUUCCAGACAGUAACGAGAGCCCGGCAGCGUCUAAUCCAGCUCAGGCCCAAUCUGCUCUGGAUCUCUUUGGUUCUCUUCCAGCCCCAUCCUCAGUGUCCUCUACGAAAACUACGCCUGCAUCCAGCUCCUUGUCUCAAAGCAGAGUGACCGCCUCAGUGCCUGAAAACCUCAGCUUGUUCAUGGAUCCAAAACCCAAAGCAGAGGAAGGCGCCGUCAAGAAGCUGUCCAAGGAUUCCAUCCUGUCCCUGUACGCCUCCACGCCUUCGCUGCACGCCAGCGGUAUGGCCACACACGGCUUAUAUAUGAACAGAAUGGGAUUCCCGACACAUCCUUACGGCCCAUACCAUUCUUUAGCCCAGGUUGGGGGGAUGGGAGGCGCCAUGAUGACAUCACAAAUGGCCAUGAUGGGUCAGCAGCAGAGUGGUGUAAUGGGGGUUCACCAGAACAGCAUGAUGGGACAGCAGAAUGGAUUAAUGGGCGGUCAGGGUGUCAUGGCUCAGCCAAGCGCCGUUGUGGCAACGCCUUACAUGACAGGAAUGGGCCAGGGAAUGAUGGGACAGCAGCAAAGUGGAAUGGUCUUGCAGCAGCAGAAUGGAGUAUUGGCUCCACAGCAGAGUGGGAUGAUGGGACAGCAGCAGGUUGGAGGCAUAGCCCCGUUACCUCACCAGCAAAUGUACGGAGUGCAACAAGGCCAGCAGCUUCAGUGGAACAUGGCUCAGAUGACUCAGCAAGUAGCUGGCAUGAAUCUCUACAGCACCAACGGCAUGGCAGGAUACAGGAGCCAACACACGGGAAGCUCAACAGCUCCGAGUUCGGCGCACAUUACGGCACACGUCUGGAAGUGAUUUUGUACACCUAAAAGCUGAAGGAACAUCUUUAAGAUGAGAGCAACAGACGGAUUGGGAACAACGCGAAACAUUUUGAAACGCAAGGCAACAGGAGGAAGAGAAGACGGGCGUGAAGAAGAUUUGGGAAAUGAUUACUACCUCUGUCUCUCUCUCCUCUCUACCUAAGCCUCCUCUCGCUGUCCCAUUCAUAGCCAUGUUCUGCAAAUUUCCAUGUUUGCCUUCAGGACAUUUUGGUACCGAGAUAACAGGGUUCAUAGACCGUUGCUUAGGCAUUCACAUCUUUAUUUGUAUUUAAUCGUUAUAUGAGAGUAUCUCCAUAUCCCCACAUGUGUAUUCAGUAGGUGUGAAGAAGCAGCUUUUGCUUUUGGAAGAUUUCUUUUUUUUUUUUUUUUGUACCUUGAGGUUGAGCACAGAUAUUCGCCUAUCCUAAAAGUCAAAUUUAUUGAGACAAGACAAAGAAAAUAUUAGGCACCUUGUGGGAUUUAUUUGUAAUCUAUGCACCAUCAGGGUUUCCUGAUGCAAGCUCAUUCAAAAGGACAAUUGCUACAUAUCGGCAUGAACCAUGUGUAAAGCAGUGGCUGCAAUAGCCAAUGGUUUGUUAUCAACACAAAAACUGAGUCCAGAAUCCAGCUUAACGUAUACUUUUUACAGGUGUUAGUUAACAGUUAUAAACACAUAAAAUAACAAAAAUUGACUAGGCUAAUUUCCAUUUUCCUAUGGCAUUUAAGGAAACAAAUAAACAGUGAUGUAACAUCCACAGUAUUGUGGAUGGUUCAACAGGCUAAGUCAAGCUUUGCUAAUUUUCCCUAUUCUUGUAGCCAGCAAAAAUAUUACUAGUCAGGAUUUUAAAUCCACAAAUUAUUCUGAUGGAAAGCUGUGUCCAUUUAAUGUAUGCUUUCUUGCAAGUAGAAGAAGCUGCUGCUAAUUACUCCAUCUGAGAAUCAAUAUAAAAUAAUGAGGCUAAUUUCCCAUUUUCUAGUGGCAUGCUAAGGUUUGCUCAAAAUGUGUUUUUAGGUGUAUAAGGCCACAUAAUAUAUUCACAUAACUUCCAGAAUAACACAGAUGAAUGAAAAGUUAAUUUCCUAUUUAUAGGACAAUUACCUUACAAGAGAAGCGGAAUAUAUUUUAUAGGAACAGACAGAAAUCAAGCUAAAAUAUGCUAGGCUAAUCUUACCUUUUCAUUAAGAUGCUAACCUUUUGCUAUUUUAGUGUGCAGGGUAGCAAAUGAAUAAGAAUAACAUUUCCAAAUGGUCACAAAUUACUUUUUCUCAAUUGUGAAAGAAACUGCUGCUAACUGUUUUAUAUGAUCAACUAAAAGUAAUGUUAAAACAAACUAUGCUAAUCCUUUUUUAGAAUUAGGAUACUAAAAUGUGCUUAGCAUUUCUCUUUUUUUGUGCAUAGGAUUGGAAAAAACAAAAGAAACAGAUUUUCCAAAUGUUUGGCAAAUGUCCUCUCUUAAAUAAAUAGCAAGUAAAGAAUAUUAUGAUGUCCAAUUUACAAAUUGCCAAAUAUUUUGAGCAAAGUGUCGCAUAUAAAGCACAUUCUCCUAAAACUGAGCUGAAACAAGCUUUGUUCCAGUGGGAUGCUAAGAUUAGCUCAAUAUAUCUUUUGAAAUGUACAAUGUAGUGAAAUAAACAACUACAAUGUUUAUUUCAUAGAACUCAUGGCAACUCAUUUUGAGGAGAGAGUCCUAUUUAAAGUGUACUUGCUAAUCUCAUUUCCAAUGACCAGCCAUGACUUAAAACAGGCUAGGCUAAUUUGUUUUCAUUUCCAGUAGUAUGCUAAAAUGAGCUAUAUAUUGGCAAUUACGUGAUUUCCUGGAAGUUUAAAAUCAUUUGAAUGGCUUUAAUGUCCUUUAUUUCUUUUCUUUCUGUAAAAGGAAUAAAAGAAAAAGGGUCCCAAGUGAAAAUAUUUGUUUUUGCUAAAAAAUCCCUUUAAGUGUUUGAGUUCCUAGAUGAACAUUGUUUUGAAACCUAGAACUGCAACAAAGCCUACCUAAACAAAAUUUCUAUAUGAUGUCUGCUUUUCAAAACACUGAGGGCUUUAUUUAAAUUAUUAAUAAAGUGUCUAAAAAAAAAAGUGCUAUACUGGAUUUUUGCAGACCAAAGAUUAGCGCUAGCUUUACUAAGACUGUACAGUAUUUUAUUUUUUUCUUUUCUCAAAUUGCCACCCAGCUAGUGACUAGUAUAAAAAUGACCACAGCAUUUGAGCUGUGUCUUUGGGAAUACCUGCUGUUACAGUUCACUGUGCUAUUGCCUCAGAAAGCGUGGGACACUCUCAAAAGAUCGCAUGUUUUUGUCGUCCUGUAACUGCUCAAACACCUUAAGCUGACUGUCCACCUUGUCCAAUUGUGGCCUCAAACAACGUUGAAUGUCCCGAAGCGAGAGUGAAACCAAGGAGGGGGUGAUUAUCCGUCACGUUUCAGAUACUUCCACAGAACUGCAUGAAAAGAAUGUUUAUCCACCAUCGACUGUGCAUACUGUACGUUUUCAGAUUACCAGAUGUUUCUAUCUACUGUAUAUUCUAAUCAGUCUGUGACCAAGACUAACAAAACUAUCAAUGAAUGUGUGUCAUGAAUGUUCUCCUGAUUGUAAUGGGUACACAGACUUGACUAUUUCUGCCAUUGUUGUUUUUUAUUUUUAAUAAUAUUUGAAUGCGUCCAACAGUGUGCAGUUGUCUUUCGAAUGUCUUGUGGUGGAAUGCCUUUCCGUCAGGUUCUGUUCCGUCGUCAUUUUGCCGCUAUGUUGGGAGCAAACUGUGAUCAGACUGAUUUAGUCAUUUGUCUUCAGGUGAUUCAGGAACACUUACAGUCUGGCCAAUAUACAAUGCGAAGUGGGAAAGAGAAUGUGCAUACACAAAUCUACCACCUUGCAAAACGUCAGAGAACCUCGUCUUUGUCUUUGCCGUUUACAGUUGCUCUUCCUUUGAAAUGCAUGAAACCAUUGCUGAAAACUCUCAGUUUUUCCACACUUGCUUAUCUUCUGUUUAACCGGUUUUGGUUCUUCAGUCACUGCUUUUGAUGCUGAAAGGGAGAGACUCAGUAAUAUCUGCACACACCCUAAGUUUCACAGCUCUGUUCUUUAAAGCUAUAUUCUUUUGUUUUUCCAGUUGGGCUAAAUUUGGGGGCCAUGUGACUAAAAUAGCUGGCUCGGCAGGAACUUUUAUCUGCUAAGAUUGUACACUGUAAUAUUAGAUUUUGUUGGAGAACACUGAGGACUUCGUGGAAAAAGUUCCCUUGUGUCCAGUCCUUUUUUCUCUGUUACAUUUCCUGGGAAAUGAAAGACAAUGAAGGAAUGUACCUUUUUGUCAUGUCAAUAUGUAGUGAGGUUUUAUUCUUUAAUAGGAUAUCUGUACAUUACAUUCAUAAACAAGAUUGAUGGAUAUGUUCUGCAUAUUAGCUCUGCAUUUUUUUCACAUGCUUUGCCUCUUUUAGUUUUGUCUUCAUGAAAUCAACAAUAAAAGUUUGAUUAAAAAUAUAUUGUCCCUGUUAUAAGAGAAAAAUAAUAUUGCCUAAAUAAAUUCUUUUUUUUUAAAGUUUCUUAAACUUUUGCAUAAAGAAAACAUACACAAAAUUAAAACAUUUUUUGUAAAAGAAACAUUAUGACCUUGUGUUGUGUGAACUUUGAUUUUGUUGCCCUCUAGUGACCAGCAACACCGACAAUAAUCUUUGCAGCAUUGAGGCCACAAAAAACAAAAAAAAACAAAAGAAUAAACAGAUAUACACAAAUUGUGAUUCAAAUGAACUUUAUUUAUUUCAGCGUCCAGAUGUCAAAGGGCAUGCAAAUACAGGCUUCAGAAUCCCAAAUUGUUUUCAAUUUUUUUUCCCCCUCAGUUUGGCUCCGUUGUUUUUUUCUUUUUUUUUUUACAAAACUACGUGCACCUUAAGUAAUCAAUUUUGCAGCGUACAAACCACAAAAAUACCAGUUUUACAUUAUCAAAUACUGCACAUAGAAAACAUUUACAAAGCACAGGUAUAAAAUUACAGCUCCCUUUUUGUUCCUCUCAACCGCAAACCCUCACACACGUCAUCACGGCCCGGUACUUUUUUUCCGACCCCGUUGCGCUGCCGACACGCCUCGGAUGGGAACGCUGAAGACAACCACGAAAGAGUUGUUCAAUCUUUAUAUGUUUUACAUCUAGAUCUGCCAGGAAUAUUACAGAUUCCAACAAAAAUAAAUCUGAAUACUGAUGUAAUUUUCGACUCUUGGAGCUGUUAGUUCUGGUUGUGUUCUGUGCUUUUAGGGGCUUGGCGAGAUGACGGGUUGAGAGACACCUGGGCCUUGUAAUAGCCUGACAGACAAAAAAUAAAUAAAUAGAAGAAAAUGUGGCUAGUAAAGCUUGUGCUAGACAACAGAUGAAAAGGAUCCAGCAGCACAAACUCGUAAACUUGCAAAUAAAAAAAUAAAAAACUAAAAUAAAAGCUCAGCGGUGAUGCCUGUCCUGUUCAUGUUGAUAGUUGCUACUCAGGCACCUUCCACACAUAAUGGGACUCCUACUGAAGAUGUGGGAAAUACCUGAAAGUCAUCUUCAGUUGGCAGAGCUGCGUCUCAAAAUGAAAUAUUUUCAAAAUGAAAAAAUAAGAGUGUGAACACACAAAUUACACAUGUUUAUGAAUGUGAUGGAGGGAAAGACAAGACUUUGUAGCUAAUAUGGAGGCUUUAUGGCCCCAAAGUGCAAUUCUUUGUUGUUUUACCUUGUACAGACCUCCGGCCAUCCUUAUCAAACCUAUCGGCUAAUGGCUAUGAAAUGGCCUCAGUGUCCUGGGAUAUUUAUACCCAAUGAAACAGAGACUCCUAACUAAAGGUUCCUAGAGACUCUGACCAGCUUAAAAAUGUCUACUGUGGCAUUUUGCAAUUGCUAUAUAACAUGAUUUUAAUGAAUUAAUCUAAGUAUUUUUCCACAUCUUCACCAGUGGUGCCAUUAGGUGUCAGCGGUAUACGGAAUGCGUACUUGCUCAAAGACAAAACGAACCUCGUUUUUCAUGAAAGCCAUCCUAACGUGUAUUCACAAUGCAGAGCAUGCUAGAUCGAGUAUACUUACUUUUAGUGCUCGAAAAGUGGUUCAAAUGUAUUUUAUUUGUGGUGGCGCAGUAACCACAGGACCAGCUCUGAUAACUGAGAAACAGGCUACAUCUAAAUGGUUAUUGCCUGAAGACGUAUCGAGGAAAACAUAAGGCCGACGCCUUGCUACGUAAAGGUACAGCAUUUAGACAACUCUCUUGCAUAUGUGUAAGUUGCCUAAUGGAAACCCCUUCACUGUGCCUUGCAGAAUCAGACAAAAAAAAAACUGUCAUAAACACCGUGCAGCAAACAUUACCUUAUUCAAAAGUAUGAGUUUGAUAAAGUGGGGACAUUGCAGGGAUAGGAUACAGAGGGUGUAAGGGGAGGAAUCAUUUCAGCUCAACAGUCAUUGUGGCGACUUCUAUGAAUCAAAAUGCCUUUUGCCAGACAGAAUUCAUGCUCCUUUCUCGUGAUACAAAUAAUAAGACGUAGAUAAUACAGUACAGUAGAAGAGAGGGGGUUGUAAAGUUCUUCAGAUAGACAAUAUAGCAAACAGGACGACAAAAAAAGUGCACAAAUUAGAAAUACAUUCAUAAAACUAUACGCAUAUAGAACUUCGGUACAUUAUUUCAAGCAAAAUAAUUGUUUUUGUUUUUGUUUUUUUUUACAAAAAACUUUCAGUUGUGUGUGUGCUACAAUAGCAAA